This is a messenger RNA of Talaromyces proteolyticus, 1824 nucleotides long. RefSeq lists its product as uncharacterized. The record is from RefSeq and is a predicted model, not a curated record. NCBI's taxonomy places the organism in Eukaryota, Fungi, Ascomycota, Eurotiomycetes, Eurotiales, Trichocomaceae. The transcript has 3 exons. Bases 1 to 1824 code for a protein of 607 amino acids.
AUGCAAGAUGAGCUCAGGAUCUUCACACCAGUUGGCAUGCUUGGCUACGGCUUUGACGAGUCUAUUUUCUGGUCUGCUGUGUCAGAUGGGGUGGAUGCAAUCAUUUGUGACUCUGGCUCAACGGACAGUGGCCCAGCCAAACUCGCUCUUGGUACAAUGUCUUGCCACAGAGAAGCAUACGCUUCCGAGCUAGAACGAUUUAUGCUCGCUGCUCACCAUUAUAGAAUUCCCAUUCUAAUUGGGAGCGCCGGGGGUGAUGGGUCUAACGAUCAUGUUGAUGUCUUUGUGGACAUAAUCAAUGAGAUUGUUUCUCGGCGUCAGUUGAGACCUAUGAAAGUUGUCAAAAUUUAUUCUGAAGUCUCCAAGGAUCUAGUACAAUCCAAACUUGCUAGAGGUCGUAUCACUCCAUGUGGUGAAGCAGUACCUCAAUUAUUUCCAGAAGAUGUGGAAGAAGCUAGCCGCAUCGUCGCCCAGAUGGGUAUUGAGCCUUACCUCAAAGCCAUGGAGGAGCACCCUGAUUUCGAUGUCAUUAUUGGAGGUCGCUCCUACGACCCCGCUCCAUACGCUGCAUUUUGCGUACAUAAUGGAUUCACCGAUCUAGGUCUUGCAUGGCACAUGGGGAAGAUUAUGGAAUGUGGUGCCCUGUGUGCAAAGCCAAAGAGCCGCGAAGCAUUGGCCAUUAUUCGGCAUGACAGCUUUGAUCUUCGUCCAUUGAAUCCAGCCAGUCGAUGCACAUCAGUCUCUGUCGCAGCGCACACACUUUACGAGAAGACAAGGCCUGACAUCCUAAUAGGACCAGGAGGAUCUCUGGAACUCCAAAAUGCAACGUACGAAGAGCUCUCAGAUAAUCGCACCGUUCGAGUUCGUGGAGCACGAUUCAUUGCCGUGGAAGAGGGCCAGUAUACAGUCAAACUCGAGGCUGCACGGACCCGUGGUUAUCAUAGCUGUUUCUUUGGUGGAUUUAGUGAUCCUAUUCUAAUCUCCAAGAUUGACAAAUUUCUCCAGAGCGUCAAAGAUCACGUUGCCUCUGUUUGCAAAUUCACGUAUGAUCUGAAAUUGACUACUUAUGGAUUAAAGGAUAAUAUUAGAAGGGGUUUGUCCCCUAGCAUCGCUAUUCAUGGGGAUGCGAGGGCGGAAACCCAGGAUCAAGCUACUAGAGUGAUUAAUGCUGCGCGUAUUGGUUGCAUGCAUGGAUCGUAUCCCGGUCAAGUAGCAAGCUCGGGAAAUUUUGCGAUGCCUUCUGCCCCUCUUGAUAUUCCAAUGGGGAGAGUGUGCGAAUUCUGCAUUUAUCACCUAAUGCCGGUUGACGACCCCAUUUCUCUGUUCCCGUUUACGGCGGAGGUGAUAAAGAAACAAGACACUGACGGGGAGGCUGCGGAUCUGAUGCUCCCUAUUCAUCCUAAGAAGAAACUUCAACCCGUUACAAACCAAAAUCCGGAAAGCAAGAGUGCGAAAAUCGGAAUUCUAAAUCCUCCUGCACCACCUGGAAUGACCUACUUGGGUGAACUUGCAUCGGUAAUUCGUUCCAAAAAUGCUGGACCAUACGAGUUGACAUUCGACAUUAUGUUUGAUUCACUGGCUAAGUAUUCCCAUGCGAAGUCGUCAGGAGCACUUGACGUUCCCAGAUUUGCGGAGAUAUAUAGUAUCAAAGUAUCGGAUAUCGUGGCAGCGGUAUGGUGGGAGCCAGCCAUGGCGCUGAAGGUGACUGUGAAACGCCCUAUUGUUUCGGGGCGUUUUGGAGAAACGGACACUCAUGGAAGUUGCCAGCAUGUCAAGCUUCUGUGGGUCUUAAUUCCAUGUAUGGAUGAGCAUGAGAAGCAAUAA